UUUCUUUCCUACCCUUCUUCCCAUUCUCUCUCUCUCUCUCUCUCACACACACACUUCCAACAUAAGAAAGAAAACAAAGAUAUUGGUUCUGGAGCAUGACCAAAACAAAUCCAUUGUGGGACUUCUCCUGAUCACCACUUCCUCUUCUUAAUUUCCAUCUCAAUUUGGAUCAGAAUCAUGGACCGUUAUGAAGUGAUCAAAGAUAUUGGUUCUGGGAAUUUUGGGGUGGCAAAGCUUGUCAGAGAUGUCAACACUAAUGAGUUUUUUGCAGUCAAGUUUAUCGAGAGAGGAGAAAAGAUUGAUGAGAAUGUUCAAAGGGAAAUCAUGAAUCACAGUUUACUGAAGCAUCCAAAUAUUGUGAAAUUCAAGGAGGUCUUGCUAACAAGCACACAUCUUGCCAUUGUCAUGGAGUAUGCUGCUGGUGGUGAGCUCUUUGAGAGGAUAUGCAAUGCAGGGAGAUUCAGUGAGGAUGAGGCAAGGUUCUUCUUUCAACAACUGAUAUCAGGAGUCAGCUAUUGCCAUUCUAUGCAAAUAUGUCACAGAGAUCUCAAGCUUGAAAACACUCUAUUGGAUGGCAGCCCAGCACCUCGCCUUAAGAUUUGUGACUUUGGUUAUUCCAAGUCAGCAGUAUUCCAUUCACAACCAAAAUCAACAGUAGGCACUCCUGCUUACAUUGCUCCAGAGGUUUUAUCCAAAAAGGAAUACGAUGGAAAGAUUGCAGAUGUCUGGUCAUGUGGUGUCACACUGUAUGUGAUGUUGGUUGGUGCUUAUCCAUUUGAGGACCCAGAUGAUCCAAGGAACUUCAGAAAGACAAUUGAACGAAUACUUAGUGUCCAGUACACUAUACCUGAUUACGUGCGGAUAUCAGCAGAAUGCAAACAUCUCUUAUCCCGGAUAUUUGUAGCCAAUCCUGAACAGAGGAUAACUAUUCAGGAUAUAAAGAACCAUCCUUGGUUUGUGAAGAACCUGCCGAUUGAGCUGACUGAUGAGUAUCAAGCCAACGUGAGGAGUAUUGAUGCAAAUACUCCGUCUCAGAGCAUGGAAGAGAUUAUGUCCAUCUUGCAGGAGGCGAGAAAGCCCGGAGAUGUUCAAAGAUCAGAUAUCGGUGGCUUAGUUGAUGGCAGUACAGAGCUUGAUGAUAUGGAUGAUGAUUUAGAGCUUGAUGAAGAUGUUGACACAAGUGGAGACUUUGUAUGUGCACUGUAACUGUUAAGACUUGUUGUUUGCAUUGUGCUGUGUGGUACAUACAUUUCAGUUAUAAAUGGUAGUGAAUUCUGAUGGAAUUGAGGAAUGUUCUAUGUAAAUGUUUGCCAUGUUUUUUCUUA
This is a messenger RNA of Dioscorea cayenensis subsp. rotundata (Guinea yam), 1325 nucleotides long. RefSeq names its product serine/threonine-protein kinase SAPK2. Lineage: Eukaryota; Viridiplantae; Streptophyta; Magnoliopsida; Dioscoreales; Dioscoreaceae. Gene Ontology annotation, molecular function: protein serine/threonine kinase activity; ATP binding. Gene Ontology annotation, biological process: intracellular signal transduction; protein phosphorylation. The coding region runs from base 178 to 1206 and encodes 342 amino acids. The record is from RefSeq and is a predicted model, not a curated record. The transcript has 9 exons.